GAGAAAAUGGCUUCUCGCAACUCAAAGACUGGCACUAAGAUAAAUGUUACAAAGGCAGCAGAGGAAUCCAGUCCAGUGGAUGAAUAUGUCACACCUGGGGGCUAUGAGCUGGAGAAAAUCCUAAACCGUGGGAGUGUGGCUUACACUCAUGUCAACGAGGUCUGGCCUAAUGUCUACAUCGGGGACGAGGAGACUGCAAAGAACAAGUAUAAUCUGAAGAGGUUGGGGAUUACGCACAUUUUGAAUGCAGCAGAGGGGACAUGGAACAACGUGGACACCGGAUCGGGUUACUACAGUGACAUGGACAUUGUCUACUAUGGCGUCGCAGCAGAAGACGUCACAGCCUUUGACCUCAGCCAGUAUUUCUUCUCUGCUGCCCGAUUUAUAGAAGAAACACUGAGCAAUCCCCAGAAUAAACUGCUGGUGCACUGUGUAAUGGGAAGGAGUCGGUCCGCCACACUUUUCCUCGCCUACCUCAUGAUCUGUGAGAAGAUGACGGUGGUUGACGCCAUCGAACAUGUGAAAAAACGAAGGCGCAUCAUCCCCAACUGGGGCUUCCUGAAACAGCUGCAAGAGCUGGACAUGCACCUCCUGGAGAAAAGGAAAGACUCUACAGAGCAAGUACAAAGGCUACAAAAGAGCAAUAUAAACAAAAACACAAGUACAAGUUGCGUUUUACAUGCAAUCCAUUAG
This is a messenger RNA of Micropterus dolomieu (smallmouth bass), 693 nucleotides long. Its product is annotated as dual specificity phosphatase 29-like. Gene Ontology annotation, biological process: negative regulation of MAPK cascade; protein dephosphorylation. The transcript is spliced from 4 exons. Bases 7 to 693 code for a protein of 228 amino acids. Gene Ontology annotation, molecular function: protein tyrosine/serine/threonine phosphatase activity; MAP kinase phosphatase activity. Lineage: Eukaryota; Metazoa; Chordata; Actinopteri; Centrarchiformes; Centrarchidae. The record is from RefSeq and is a predicted model, not a curated record. Gene Ontology annotation, cellular component: cytoplasm.